This is a messenger RNA of Paramecium octaurelia, 1000 nucleotides long. Lineage: Eukaryota; Ciliophora; Oligohymenophorea; Peniculida; Parameciidae. The record is from the annotation of a GenBank genome assembly.
AUUACAACUAAAUGUAUAGCCUUUUGACCAACUAACUCAUCUUUGACUUCUAACUCAGCUAAUAACACAACUAUUGGAAUACGUAUUAGAAUAUGCAACAUUAUUAUUAUUCUAAUGCGUAUGCCUAUCCUUAUGUAAAUCAAACUUAACUCUAUCCUUAACCAUUUGACUAAAUCCCUGCCUAAUCUGAACAAGGUAAGCAUAACUAUCCUAUUAUUAGUGUAAUGCAAGGAGGAUGUUAGUACAACACAGGGUACAAGAAGAUCUUUUUUCGAGACUAAAGAUGCUGUACCUUUUGAAUCGAGGGAGACGUUAGAAAAAUAUAUAUUGAUGAUAGUCAAUGAGGAUGAAGAUGUAAAUUAAGUGAUUUCUUCGUUAAAAAACAAAAACCAACUUUCUUUGGCGAGUGUCCUUGAGAUCCUAUUCCAAAAGCAAUAGCAACAACACAAGAGUAGGGAGGAACUCAUUAAAUUUUGCUUGAGAAAAGCAUUAAAGUUCAUUUUCAGAAAGGUACAGGAAGAAAAUGAUAAAACAAGUAUUUAUUAGACUUAAUUUCUAAGAGAUAAAUUUGAAAUCCGCAUAGAAAAAAUUCAUCGAAAUAAUAGAACAAGAGACUAAGAGAAAUAUCAUAUUGCCAUUUAGAAAAAACAGCAAGAAUAAGACUAUGAAUUCUGAAUUCUUAAAAGAAAUAUUUUCUUCUAAGACUUUUGUUCGAUAUUAUGAAGAAUAUUUAAGUAAAAAUAUAAUAUAAUAACUUAGAUUGCUUAGAUGAAUAAAUUCAGAAAGACUCCAAAAAAAAAAUUGCGGCCUUAUGCAAUAAAAUAUAGAAUACAAUUUCAGACGAUAAAAUUGUAUAAAUUUUUUUUAAUCUAGUUUUCUUUCGAAGUUAAAAGAUUGCCUUGGUCUCUAUCCAAUGUCGAGAAAGUUAAAAUAACAGCCAAAGAAAUGUUAAUGUACUCUACAAAUUAGAAUUAUUGACUAAAAUAGAUUCAUAUUUACA